AUGCUAACCACUAAACAAAGAACAUUUAUUCGAAUAAUAUUUCUCAUAGCAUUGAUAUUAUUGUUACUUACGGCUAUUCCCCGAAGCUCAUUUAAAGCUAGUGAAUAUUAUCAACAUAAUGGGCAUAAUCAAUUAACAACUUUGGACGAUUCUUUAAGUUCCACCCUUGGCUUUGAUCAUAUUUAUCUCAUUAACCUUGCUAAGAGACCGGAUAGACUUGAAAAAAUGAAAAGCAUGGUAAAUGCGCUUAAUUUAGAUGUUGAGUAUUUUACUGCCAUUUCAACGGAUGAUCACAAAACUCUCGAUAGAUUUAAUAAUGCGACUUAUAUGAAUGCAACGCAUAAAGCUUGUUUCGUAAGCCAUUAUUUGAUCUAUCUGUCAAUCGCCUACAAUCGUUACGAAAGUGCAUUGAUAUUGGAAGAUGAUGUGGAUAUUGAACUCAACAUUACAUCAAUAAUGACAUAUAUUCACAGUGUAUUACCAUCGGAUUGGGAUCUUUUAUAUAUCGGACAUUGUAUGGGCUGGGAAGGCGCUUUCGAUCCUCCUUUGGAAGAAACAUCAGAAACUUUUAAACUAUAUCCAUCUAAAAAACCAUAUUGUACACAUGGUUAUGCAAUUUCAGCCGCUGGUGCACUCAAGCUUAUAAAAGAACUUGCCACAUUAUAUGUACCACUUGAUCUCCAUUUGAUCUCAAAGAUUGAUGAAGGUGUCUUCAAAGCAUAUAGUGUUAAUCCGGCAGCUAUUAUACAAACCAACGAUAAUCCCUCUGAUGUAUCUCCUGAUGCCGAAUUCUUGGAAUAUAAGACUCUGAUAAAUUCCACCCUACAAUCACUUGGACUUAAAUAA
This is a messenger RNA of Cetraspora pellucida, 846 nucleotides long. Lineage: Eukaryota; Fungi; Glomeromycota; Glomeromycetes; Diversisporales; Gigasporaceae. The record is from the annotation of a GenBank genome assembly.